This is a messenger RNA of Pseudozyma hubeiensis SY62, 387 nucleotides long. Its product is annotated as likely RNA polymerase II core subunit. Bases 1 to 387 code for a protein of 128 amino acids. Gene Ontology annotation, biological process: DNA-templated transcription; termination of RNA polymerase I transcription. Lineage: Eukaryota; Fungi; Basidiomycota; Ustilaginomycetes; Ustilaginales; Ustilaginaceae. The record is from RefSeq and is a predicted model, not a curated record. Gene Ontology annotation, molecular function: DNA-directed RNA polymerase activity; zinc ion binding; nucleic acid binding. Gene Ontology annotation, cellular component: RNA polymerase I complex. The transcript is spliced from 4 exons.
AUGACCAAGUCGAUGAACCAUUCUAUCAACCAGCAACUCGUCACAAUCAUCAUGUCGGCGCUUCCAGACAAGAUCGGCUCGCUCCUCUUCUGCCCAAAUUGCGGUUCGUUACUCGAUGUUCCUGGCGACGAAGACUUCAUCAAAUGCGCUCCCUGCGGUGCUGUUCAAAAUGCGAAGGCAUUGCGCCAGAAACGUCAGUUGGUCAACACAGCAGCCGCGCUUGGCGACAACAACAAACCACAAGAAGCCACCAUUAAGGAAAAGUGCCCUGGAUGCGGCAACGACGAGAUGAACUUCCACACCCUCCAGCUCCGUUCAGCAGAUGAGGGAACCACCGUCUUUUACGACUGUCCAAAAUGCGGCUACAAGUUCAGUCAGAACAACUGA